AUGGAGGCGUUCGAGAGUCUAGAGGUACUCUGGGUCAACGACAAUUCUCUCUCGCGCAUCACGAACCUUGACUACAACCCGACCAUCAAGAGCCUGUAUGCUCACAACAACCGCAUUGGAACACUGAAGGGAUCCCUGCUAGCGUUCACCUUCUUGCAUACGCUAACGCUGGGGAACAACCGCAUCGGCAAUCUCCAGGCAAGCCUGGGAAUCUUGCGGCUCAUGCGACAUCUGCGCUAUCUAGAACUUUCCGGCAACCCCCUCGCGGAAGAAACCGGGUACCGCCUGCUUGUCAUAAAAAAUCUUCCCUGGUUGGAAACGCUGGAUAUGCACAAGAUAACCGAAGAGGAGAGAAGCAGCGCUCGCCGAGCGCGGGUUCCCAAAAGCUGGGAAGCGUCCGCGCGAGGUGCUCACAGCGACAGCGUGCGGCUUACCCAGGAUCUAGCGGCAGAGGAGACAAAGAACUGGCAGGGCGAUCGAGGCGGGGGUGCCAACACCGCUGACCCCUCCCCAGCGGCGGCGCGUCCUCUGGACACCAAGCGGAUGCAAGGUCUGCUUCGAAAGGAGCUGAGUCGUAUGACAGCCAUCGUCAAGCAGCGCCGGAUUCUGCUGAAGGAGUGGUUCAUGGCGGAGGAUGCCCGGCGAGAGGAAGUGGUGACUCAGCACCUGUUCACGAGAUGCCUCAGGUCGCACGGGCUGUGGCCAGACGUGGGUCCCGACGCCGCCGACGAGGCCGACAAUACCGGCUUCCUCGCCGGGAAAAAAGGCUUGGUGGGAGGGCUACUGUUGGAGGCGUUCCGAGCAUCGCCCCCGCGAAGGGCCGUGUCCUUAGGAAGGGACCCGGUGUUCCUGGGGCAGAGCUUCGUGAACUACGUUUCAUUCUGCGGGGCGGUCGAGCCUAAGCAUGGAGGCAGAGAUCUCGACGACCAGCGCAGGGUGCUUGACAAGGCUUGGAAGGCGAAGCCGAAAAGCCCGCGGAGUAGUCAACCAUCGCCGACGCAGGUUCUUCCGAAGCAUCCCGCGUCUGGGAGGAGUUGGGACAGUGGUGCCGGCGGUGGUGGAAAAGGCGGAAAAGGCCCGAUUUCGGAAUGUCCCGACACGGAGGUGCUUCCCGCCAGAGCCCCCAUGGCAUGCGAGUUCAAUAAAUCCCGCAACUCCGGCGGGCCCGGGCAACUAGACCACUGGGAGAGGAUCGAGCUCAAGCGAAUCUUGGACGGUCAGGGAGGUAGUACUCCUCCCGCCAAGCUCUUCCUAACUCGUAAGCAAGCCUUCUCGGGGAUAAAGAAGAUGGUCAUCCAGGGACGGCGCCCCCGCAUCUACGGAAUCGAACCGCAGUUGUCCUCUGACGAUGACAGCCUAAACAGCCUCAGCGGAAUCGGCGAAGGUGGCAGCGGCAAGGUUGUUGCAGCGAUACCAGACGGCAGCAGCCGAACAAACCUCGACGUUCUUUUCGACGCGGCCGCCGCUCUGUCCUCCUCUGCGUCCUCCUCCGGCGGCGGUGCCGCCGCCGCCGCCGGUCGGAACGGGGUCACAAACAAAGGAGGCUUCGGUGGCGGAGGGGGUCAAGAGGAAGGAGGAGACCCGCAGGCCGAUGUCAGGGUGCUCCUCCGAACGCUGGAGGAGGGCGUGUCUGCUCCGGGAGGGGUGGGGCCGCUGGAGUGGGACUGGUUGUCUGGCGAGGAAGCCAGGGAUCGGGCGAGAAAGAUGUACCGCGAGGCAUCGCAUGCCCAGCGGCGCAUGCAGCUGAUGGCGGACGAGGAGGAUGAGGCCGUCCGACAGGAGGCCGACCAGAUCCGCUCGAAAAUCGCCGUGCUGACGCGGAACGCUGCUCGCCUCGAAGCUCUGGCGUCUGCUUCUCCUUCCUCCGACACCACCGGUGCCCCAACACCUAUGCUCUUCAUGCACUCGACCCCGACCCAGGGUCACUCAACGCUACCGUAUUAG
Ectocarpus siliculosus is the source of this 1944-nucleotide messenger RNA. The record is from the annotation of a GenBank genome assembly. NCBI's taxonomy places the organism in Eukaryota, Phaeophyceae, Ectocarpales, Ectocarpaceae.